Hyaloscypha bicolor E is the source of this 990-nucleotide messenger RNA. Its product is annotated as aquaporin-like protein. Gene Ontology annotation, biological process: transmembrane transport. Lineage: Eukaryota; Fungi; Ascomycota; Leotiomycetes; Helotiales; Hyaloscyphaceae. Gene Ontology annotation, cellular component: membrane. Gene Ontology annotation, molecular function: channel activity. The transcript has a single exon. Bases 1 to 990 code for a protein of 329 amino acids. The record is from RefSeq and is a predicted model, not a curated record.
AUGGACAAAAUCCUAGACGGAUUCGAACCCCAUACCACUGAAGAUCCCGCUCCAAUCCGCCGGUGGCGAACAGAAUCCGCACCCAUCAAUCCCUCAAAUAUCAACUCUCAACCUUUCGUCGGCCGCAUCGGCGGCAACCAACUCCACGCAAUCUCCCAAUCCGACCCAGAGUACGAGAAGCUCCAAGAAACGCACCCCGAUGCGGUCCAAUCUCCCAAAUGGAAAGGCAUCCUAAGUCUUCGGCCAUUCAAAGAUGUGCAUCUCUGGCGAAACGCAUGUCUUGAAGGCGUUGGAUUGUGUUGCUGGGUCUUUAUCGCUGGACUCGUGUCUCAUGGGACCUCUAGUCUGUCAACAGCAACUUCGCUGGGCCCCAUCCUGCCGGUUGGGAUCGCUGCUAUCGUGCAGUUCCUCAUCGUCACGCUUUUUAUCUUCAACCUUGGGCCGGUCACGGGCGCACAUUUGUCGCCGCUGAUAACUUUCGCUACCUUCCUUGCAAAGCUCACCUCACUACCUAGAAUGACCCUGUACAUAACUUUCCAAUGUAUUGGAGGCGUGGUUGGGGCAUUCGUCCUCCGUGCGGCUCUUGGGGGUGAGCCAGCAGCGCUUAUCUUCUCGCCAGGCUGCUAUGUCGACCCCACGGAAGUGCCAGCCAGUCAAGUCUUCGCGCUCGAGACGAUGGGGUCUCUUGUUGUUCUCUUCCUCGCCUUUGGACUUGGUCUCGAUCCACGGAAUCAAGGCAGUUUUGGUGCUCCACUUGGUCCAUUCCUUGUUGGUAUCUCUGCAGCAAUUGCGCUUUUUGCAGGAGGAAUUGCAAGACCAGGAUAUCUAGGCUUGUCGUGUAAUCCAGCACGGUGUCUGGGAUUAAUGGCCGCGUCACAUCGAUUCACGUAUCAUUGGGUGCAUUGGGUCGGGGACUUGACGGCUUGUGUUGUGCAUGCUUUCAUAUAUUAUGCUGUUCCACCUUUUUGCAAUCAGCGGAUCCAGGAUUGA